Penicillium bovifimosum is the source of this 714-nucleotide messenger RNA. RefSeq lists its product as uncharacterized. The record is from RefSeq and is a predicted model, not a curated record. NCBI's taxonomy places the organism in Eukaryota, Fungi, Ascomycota, Eurotiomycetes, Eurotiales, Aspergillaceae. The coding region runs from base 1 to 714 and encodes 237 amino acids. The transcript has 4 exons.
AUGCCGAGCAGUGGGGUCCCCAUCCCAAAGCGAGCUGCAGUUGAUCAGCCUGAGGAGCGCAGCAGCCAACAGCCACGCAGGCCUCAUAGGGCGAUGCGCGAGUUCGAUCGCCAGGACCACGACCAGACCCAACCCUCCAUGACAUUCAAGCAGGCACAGCAUUCGAUGGCACGAGAAGAAGGGUUUUUGGGCCAGCUGGUGCACCACUGGCAGAAUCGGUGUCUGCUAUGUCUCAGGGCCGGCAGGCCCCACGAGCACCAGUUGUGGGAUUGCGCCGACCCCCGAGCACUCAACAUGCGUGCUGAAAUUGCCCGCCACGAUGUCGGAACAGUCGGAGGUUCAACGGAUGAUAUGCCGGGUGGGGUAUUUCAAAAUGGCACCAUACGCGAAGACAUGGAUGACCUAUUGUGGGCAGCCGCGGCGUUUGUGCCAGGUGUGUAUGCAGGGGCCUGGGUCUUAAGUGUCCCUAUCGCGGCGUCUGCUCAUUCGCAAUGGAACACCAAUUAUUCAUCAGUCGCCAUGAUGGCAUUUGGACCGCGAGAGCCCAACAGCCCGGCGGAUCAAGUCCGAAAGGCGUGGGCACGGCGUCUGCAUGGGUUCGGCGUCGAGAUGGAGGACAGAGACGCCCUACUCAGGUACCUCGGCUCGAAACAUGGCAACGAGGAGGUUUACAAGCUGGCGGUGGAGUUCCUCUGGCUGCAGCGGGCUUGGUGA